UUCAGUCUCAUUAUUUGCACACAAGUUUUGUUCAGGUGAAAACCCUUGGCCAAAAACUAUUGCAAACCACAGAAAUGUCAGGUGGGGUUGGUCCAACUUACAACGAUGUAAACCUACCAAGAGAACAAGAGAACAAGAGCUCAAGAGCUCAAGCCAGCUUCAAUGGGAAACGACACUCAACUCCUAAAAAGAUCAUGUUUCUCUCUUUCCGGCAUCUUAGUGCCCUCGCUGUGGCUCUUGUACUCUCAGCCAGUGGCAUGGUUAGCCCCCAAGACUGGCUUUUCGUCCUCUUCUCCAUUGUUUACUCGUACUUCCUAUUCAAGUUUGCUUUUCCUAAGCUCCUGUCUUCACCGGAGCCACCAGUUUUCAGUCAAACCAAGAAUUUUCUCAUCUAUCUUUACACUGGAGCAGUAAUUGGCCUGCUUCUCCCUAUAGCAUACAUUUUGGAUGGAAUUUUUGAGGGAGACAGGGAAGGAAUAAAAGCAGCUGCACCCCAUCUUUUCCUCCUCUGCAGCCAAGUUUUCAUGGAAGGAGUUGUCUUUUCGGCAUGGUUUUCGAUUCCGAUUCAGGUUUUCGUGCCCAUUUUUUACAAUUCUAGGAGGAUUUUUAGCAUCAUAGAUUGGCUGAGAAAUGAAUUUUCCAAAGUGAAUGAAGGAUAUGGUGGCUCUACUCGGAGACUUUACAUCGGAAGAGGCCUUGCUAUUGCUAGCAUGGCCUUUUGGUGCUUCAAUCUUUUCUGUUUCUUAUUGCCUGUAUAUCUUCCUAGAGCUUUCAAAAGAUAUUACUCCGCUUACAAGGUUAAAGAUUAAGAUCAAAACUAAUGUAAUGUAAUGUAACGUGUGAUCAGCAUGUGUUUCAGCUUCCCAGUACGAAUGAAAUUGCUGUGAUUUUACUCUUUUGGAAGA
Humulus lupulus (European hop) is the source of this 905-nucleotide messenger RNA. RefSeq lists its product as uncharacterized. The record is from RefSeq and is a predicted model, not a curated record. Lineage: Eukaryota; Viridiplantae; Streptophyta; Magnoliopsida; Rosales; Cannabaceae. Bases 75 to 809 code for a protein of 244 amino acids. The transcript has a single exon.